UGAAACAUUCUGGCUGAAAAAUGUUUCAAAGCAUUGACUGCUCUCAAGUUCACUAUUUGCUUUGAACAACAGACAACCCUAUAAAGAGAUGAUCAUAUUAUAAUGUGCAGCAACUUUUUUUGUUUCUAGCUGCCAAAAUGAGAUCUUUAACCAAUUCCAUCUUCAUCUCAAUAUUAACCUUAUUUUGCAGCCAAACAUGUAUCAUUAACCUUUCAUCUGUGGCUGCAAUAACCUCAAUGAAGCCCGGUGAUGAACUCAAUUACUCUCAGGUUCUUGAUUCAGAAGGUGGAAAAUUCAAGUUAGGCUUUUACUCUAUCCAGCAAACUGAUAAAUAUUAUCUUGGGAUAUGGUAUGCAGGUGAUCCACAAAAUAAGAAAUUAUGGAUAGCCAAUCCAAAUACACCUAUAUUGAACAAUUCAGGAUUGCUCACUAUAGAUACUACAGGAACAUUGAAAAUCACCAGUGGAGGGAAGACAGUUGUGAAUAUUGCCCCUCCUUUAUUGACAGGAAGUUUAAUAGCUAGGCUUCAAGAUUCAGGAAAUCUUGUGCUUCAGGAUGAAACUCGGAAUAAUACUUUAUGGCAAAGCUUCGAUCAUCCUACCGAUAGUCUUUUGCCUGGUAUGAAGCUUGGUUAUAACCUGACAACAAAGCGAAACUGGACUUUAACUUCUUGGUUAAGUGAUUCUAUUCCGGCUUCGGGGGCUUUUACUUUAGGUUUGGAGUCCCUUCAAGAUGCAUUUCAGCUUGUUAUUCGUAGAAGGGGCGAGGUUUAUUGGACUAGUGGUGCUUGGAGAAAUCAAGGUUUUCCAUUCUUAUCUACAUUGAAUGAUUCUUCUAACAUAUAUAAGUAUAAUCUCAACUUGGUGUCUGAAAAAGAUGGUGCAUUCUUCCAAUUUGAUGCUCCAGAGGGAAGUUACCCAAGUCUUGAGUUGUUCCCAAAUGGGGCUAUUGUUGGUGGUGAAGACAGACGUGUAUACGCCCUUUAUAAUGAGUUCUGCUAUGGUUAUGAAAGUGAUGGUGGUUGUGUCACUAGUCAGUUGCCUGAGUGCCGAAAGGAUGGGGAUAAAUUUGACCAAAAGAGUGGAGACUUUAUUGAUAGAUCUAAUACUAAUGAUUAUGAUAAUGCAAGCCUUAGUCUUGGUGAUUGUAUGCAGAAAUGCUGGGAGCACUGCAGUUGUGUUGGCUUCACCAUGCUCAACAGCAAUAGGACAGGCUGCACAAUUUGGAAUGGAAAUGGGGAGUUUCGAGUCGAUGAGAGUGGUAAUACAGUGAAAAAAUAUGUUCUGGUUUCACUAAAAUCAGGAAAACAAAAGAAUUGGAUAUGGAUAGUAAUUGUGGUAGCUAUUGUUGUCGCUUUGCUAAUAUCUGGUUUAAUCUUCUACAUUAUAGCAAGAAGGCGCAGACAACAAGAUGAGAAUAGAAAGGAGGAAGAGUAUAUACGUGAGUUGACAGCAUCAGAUAGCUUCAAUGACACUAAUUUGAAAGAAAAAGAUGGAAGGGAAGUACAAGAUUUGAAGAUAUUUAGCUUUGGCUUUGUAUUGGCGGCCACAAACAACUUCUCCAGUGAAAACAAGCUCGGAGAGGGUGGUUUUGGACCUGUGUAUAAGGGAAAAUUUCCAGACGGGAGAGAGGUGGCAGUCAAGCGACUUUCACGAACAUCAGGUCAAGGACUUGUAGAGUUCAAGAAUGAGCUUAUACUCAUUGCAAAAGUUCAGCACACAAAUCUAGUUCGAGUUAUAGGAUGCUGUAUUCGUGGAGAUGAAAAAAUGUUGAUAUAUGAGUACAUGCCUAACAAGAGCUUGGACUUCUUUCUAUUCGAUCCUGAAAGGAAGAAGCUACUAGAUUGGAAGAAACGUUUUGAGAUUAUAGAAGGAAUUUCUCAAGGAUUGCUCUAUCUUCACAAAUACUCAAGAAUGAGAGUGAUACAUAGAGAUUUAAAAGCUAGUAAUGUGCUCUUGGACGAAAACAUGAAUCCUAAGAUAGCUGAUUUUGGUAUGGCAAGAAUUUUCAAACAGAAUGAGACGGAGGCAGUGACUGGCAGGGUUGUAGGAACAUAUGGUUACAUGGCUCCCGAGUUCGCAAUGGAAGGAGCAUUCUCAAUUAAGUCUGAUGUCUUCAGCUUUGGAAUCUUAAUGCUGGAAAUUGUGAGUGGUAAAAGAACUACUAGCUUACAACAAUUCGAUCGUCCACUCAACUUAAUAGGUUAUGCAUGGGAGCUAUGGAAAGAAGGAUGUGCACUGGACUUGAAGGAUCCGGUUCUUGGAGAUUUAUGUGACACUAAACUGUUAUUACGAGUUAUUCAUGUCGGACUAUUAUGUGUACAAGAAGGCGCAACAGAUAGGCCAACAAUGUCUGAUGUUAUCUCAAUGCUUGGUAAUGACAGUAUGCCACUGCCCACACCAAAACAACCAGCAUUUUUCACCGGAAGAAAUGAAGUCGAAUCAAAUUCAUCUGGUGAUCCAGUAGAGAAGAAAUUAUGGAUAGCAAAUCCAAAUACACCUAUAUUGAACAACUCAGGAUUGCUCACAUUAGAUUCUACAGGAACAUUGAAAAUCACCAUUGGAGGGAAGACAGUUGUGAAUAUUGUCAAUUCUACAGGAUUGACAGGAAGUUUAGUAGCUAGGCUUCAAGAUUCUGGAAAUUUUGUGCUUCAGGAUGAGACUCGGAACAAGACUUUAUGGCAAAGCUUUGAUCAUCCUACCAGUUGUCUUUUGCCUGGUAUGAAGCUCGGUUAUAACCUUACCACAAGACAGAAUUGGACUUUAACUUCUUGGUUGGUUAGUAGUACAAUUCCGGCCUCGGGGACUUUUACUUUAAGUUUGGAGGCCAUUCAAGAUGGAUUUCAGUUGGUUAUUCGUCGAAGGGGAAGGAUUUAUUGGACUAGUGGCGCUUGGAACAAUCAAGGUUUUCCAUUCUUAACUUCAUUCCAUGAUUCUGGUACUAUUUAUCAGUACAAUCUCAACUUGGUAUCCGGUAAGGAUGGGAUGUUCUUCCAAUUUGAGGCUACAAAAGGAAGUUUCCCAAGUCUUGAGUUGUUUUCAGAUGGAGCUAUUGUUGCUGGAGAUGAUCGUAUAUACACCCGUUAUAAUAAGUUCUGUUAUGGUCAUGAAAGUGACUAUGGUUGUGUCUCUAGUCAGUUGCCUGAGUGCCGAAAGGGUGGUGAUAAAUUUGAGCAAAAAAGAGGAGACUUUAUAGAUACAUCUGGUACUACUACUAAUUACUAUGAUAAUGCAAGCAUUAGUCUUGGUGAUUGUAUGCAGAAGUGUUGGGAGCACUGCAGUUGUGUUGGAUUCACCACGCUCAACAGCAAUGGGACAGGCUGCCUGAUUUGGAAUGGAAAGAGGGACUUUCGAGUCGAUGAGAGUGGUAAUGCAGUGCAAAGAUAUGUUCUGGUUUCACCAAAAUCAUCUAAAGGAAAACCUUGGAUAUGGAUAGUAUUAUCUAUAUUUAUCACAAUGCUAAUAUGUGGUUUCAUUUGCUUCAUCAGAACGAGAAUACUCAAACUACAACAUGAGAAAAGAAAGGAGGAAGAGUAUAGAAGUGAGUUGAAAGAAGCAGACAACCUCAACAAAACAAAUCUGCAAGAAGAAGCUGAAAGAGAAGUACAAGAUUUGAAGAUAUUUAGCUUUGGAUUGAUAUUGGCAGCCACAAACAACUUCUGGAUCGGUAACAAGCUCGGAGAGGGUGGUUUUGGACCCGUUUAUAAGGGACAAUUUCCAGAUGGAAGAGAGGUGGCAGUCAAGAGACUUUCAAGAACAUCAGGUCAAGGGCUUGCGGAGUUCAAGAAUGAGCUUAUACUAAUUGCUAAAGUUCAGCACAGAAAUCUAGUUCGAGUUCUAGGAUACUGUAUUCACGGAGAUGAGAAAAUGUUGAUUUAUGAGUACAUGCCGAACAAGAGCUUGGACUUCUUCCUUUUUGAUCCUGCAACAAAGAAGCUACUGGAUUGGCAGAAACGCUUUGAGAUUAUAGAAGGAAUUGCGCAAGGAUUACUCUAUCUUCACAAAUACUCAAGAAUGAUAGUGAUACAUAGAGAUCUAAAAGCUAGUAAUGUGCUCUUGGAUGAAAACAUGAAUCCUAAGAUAGCUGAUUUUGGUCUGGCAAGAAUUUUCAAACAGAACGAGACAGAGGCGGUGACUGGCAGGGUUGUUGGAACAUAUGGUUACAUGGCUCCCGAGUUCGCAAUGGAAGGAGCAUUCUCGAUCAAGUCUGAUGUCUUCAGCUUUGGAGUCAUAAUGCUGGAAAUUGUGAGUGGUAGAAGAAAUGCUAGCUUACAACAGUUCGAUCGUCCUCUCAACUUAAUAGGUUAUGCUUGGGAACUAUGGAAAGAAGGAUGUGCACUAGAACUGAAGGAUCCAACUCUUGGAGAUCUUUGUGACACUCAACAAUUAUUACGAGUUAUUCAUGUCGCACUAUUGUGUGUACAAGAAGGCACAGCAGAUAGGCCAACAACGUCUGAUGUUAUCUCAAUGCUUGGUAAUGAGAGUAUGUCACUGCCUAUUGCAAAACAACCUGCAUUUUUCACAGGAAGAGAUGAAUCUGAAUCAUAUUCGUUCACAGCCAAAACAGAACAAUGUUCGGUUAAUGAUUGUUCCAUCACUGUCGUUGAAGCAAGAUGAGAUUAGAGAUGUUGUAUUUAGCCUGCUUCAUACACACUAGGACUCUGGCAUAAUUAAGCCUAUUUUGUCGUGCACAUAAUAAAAGCACAUUAUAUAGGAAGAAGAUAGGAAAAAUGCAGGAUUCUGCUGAUUAGACUCGUUAGUUCUACAGCUCGAAGAGAAUGUUACCGAUACAAAAACCAUGUAAACAUUCAUCAUAACAUAGCUUCUUAUUCUC
Messenger RNA from Capsicum annuum, 4833 nucleotides. Its product is annotated as G-type lectin S-receptor-like serine/threonine-protein kinase CES101. The transcript is spliced from 14 exons. The record is from RefSeq and is a predicted model, not a curated record. Gene Ontology annotation, molecular function: protein serine/threonine kinase activity; ATP binding. Lineage: Eukaryota; Viridiplantae; Streptophyta; Magnoliopsida; Solanales; Solanaceae. The coding region runs from base 138 to 4616 and encodes 1492 amino acids. Gene Ontology annotation, biological process: protein phosphorylation.